This is a messenger RNA of Ceratina calcarata, 2635 nucleotides long. It is a transcript of the gene sip3, whose product is annotated as septin interacting protein 3. The record is from RefSeq and is a predicted model, not a curated record. The coding region runs from base 212 to 2020 and encodes 602 amino acids. Gene Ontology annotation, biological process: proteasome-mediated ubiquitin-dependent protein catabolic process; ERAD pathway. Lineage: Eukaryota; Metazoa; Arthropoda; Insecta; Hymenoptera; Apidae. Gene Ontology annotation, cellular component: endomembrane system. The transcript has 9 exons. Gene Ontology annotation, molecular function: ubiquitin protein ligase activity.
AAAUAAGAAUAAUACACGUUCAUUCCGCAGGAACAAAACAGCUAUGACACGAGCGUGCCAUGUCCGUAAAUUAAAAUUAUCUUCCGUAUUUGUUUGGAUAAUAAAGUCGGAUCUACAGCUGUUGAUACGUAAAUUGUUGGUGAAAUAAGUGUCAGCGAACAUUUGAUCACGAAAGGAUAGCCUCUGGACUGAAAGAACGAUUCCCGCAAAAAUGAGAGAGGCUGGUAUAAUGUUAAUAAGCACAGCAUUAACCUGCGCUGUGAUAGGCAACGCUUAUUAUCAAAGGAAACAGUUUUAUCCGACAGUAGUUCAUAUAACCAAAUCUAACCCUAGUAUGACCGUGAUCUAUACGCAAGGUUUAAUUCUAGUAUUUAUGAUAAAUGCUUUCCUUCGAAAGAUAUUUUUCGGCACUUUGCGUGCUGCUGAACUUGAACACUUAUUGGAAAAGGUAUGGUACGCAGUGACAGAGACUUGUUUAGCCUUUACAGUAUUUAGGGAUGACUUCAGUCCAAAAUUCAUAGCACUGUUCACCCUUCUUUUAUUUUUAAAAUCGUUUCAUUGGUUGGCAGAAGAUCGGGUAGAUUAUAUGGAAAGGAGUCCAGUGAUAACUUGGCUAUUUCACCUCAGAGUAGGCACUCUGUUGAGUCUUCUGUUCGCUAUAAAUCUGACCAUGAUUCAUUAUGCUUACAAUACAACAGCGACGAAAGGUCCUUCCGUGCAGCUUGUCUUUGGCUUCGAAUAUGCCAUUCUUUUAACAGUUGUAUUCAACAUCAGUGUAAAAUAUAUACUGCAUACGAUAGACUUGCAAAGUGAAAAUCCAUGGGACAAUAAGCCAGUAUUUCUGUUGUAUACAGAAUUAAUAAUCGGAUUAUUGAAGGUCAUUUUGUAUGUUGCUUUCGUCACUCUGAUGGUCAAAUUAUACACCCUACCGUUGUUCGCGUUACGCGCUAUGUACUACACGAUGAGAGAUUUCAAAAAGGCCUUCCGCGAUAUUGUAAUGUCGCGUCGCGCUAUCAGAAACAUGAAUACGUUAUAUCCAGAUGCAACAACAGAAGAAUUAGCCGCUGCUGAUAACGUGUGCAUAAUAUGCAGGGAAGAAAUGGUAGCGGCAAGUAAAAAAUUACCAUGUAAUCAUAUCUUCCAUACUGCCUGUCUUCGUUCUUGGUUCCAACGUCAGCAGACAUGCCCUACCUGCCGCUUGAACAUCUUGCGACCUGUUAGUAGCAAUCACAGGAACAGGCAACAAAAUCAGCCGCAGGCCGGACCACAAGUGCCUCAAGCUCCGCCAGCACCAGGAUUUAAUCCAAUCGUUCAAGUCCUGCCAGCAUUUUGGGCUGGAUUCCAAGCACCGGGAGCACCGCCACCGCAGCAACAGCAGCCGGCGCAGCAACAGCAGCAGACCACAGAUACCACGACGCAGCAGCAGCAUCAAAGUCAAAAUGGUGCUUCGAACGGACCGUCGACGUCAUUCCAAAAUUUGGCGGCUAGCGGAGUACCGUUGUUUCCACCACCAUUCCCGACUAUGGUGCCGUUACCUCCAAUCCCUACCCCACCGCCGAAUCUUACGGAAUUGAGCGAAGAGGAGUUGAGAGCGAUGGAGGGCAAUCUACGACAGGCCGUCGAAGCCAGGAUACAAACGUUGCAGAGAGUCCAGCUUCUAUUGGACGCGGCCAAUGCUAUGAUGAACCAGUAUCAAACAGCAGCUGCUACUGCUAACAUUCCAGUACCGACUGCGUCAAGCAAUGCGAAUGCGAAUACGGAUACAAUGGCGAAGCAAGGAACUUCGAAGAGUCCGAACACAAAAGCUGACGACGAACAGCCGCAAGAAUUGAAGCCCGAGACGAACGUUCCUAUUGUAAAUUCUUCCAGUGAUAAUGCGAAUUCAUUGUCAGGCACAAACAGUAACGACGUUAUGCCGGAGUCGUCGCCGAGCAGAAGCGACGCAGAGUCGUCGAACGAGCAGGAAAUGUUGCGAAGGCGUAGGUUACAAAAGUUCUCGGCUCAACUUACAGCAGAAUAAAUGUUCGUUAAACGAUGUGAUAAUUUUGUGUAAUAUACUUGUAUCUUGAUUAAUAAUGGGGCCUGGUUGCAGAUACGAUUGAUUCAUUGAGAAUAGUAUGUAAGAGCUUGGAAAAUUCGAAGUCGAUAUUACAAUAUGAAUAAUCGCAAAUAUAUCAAUUAAUCAUUUACAUAAGACGAUACUAUUAAUCUGAUUUAUCUUCUUUUUCUUCAAAGACGAAUGAUAAUGAAAAUCGUACUAGUUUUUUGUUCCUUAGCUAUUUUAAUUGUGUAUAUAUAUAUAUUCUUUAUAAAAUGGUCUCCACUGUUUCACAAAGUGACUUUUGUAUCAAUUAAAUUGUUUCCAUACUUGUUUACAUAAAAAGUGAUUUUUAGUUUGCCCCUUUUUUUGUAUCUGUCUCAUAGGAUUAACAUUACGAAACACACACCGUCAGUCUUGUUUGUAAUACAUACUGACUAAUGUACAGAUUUCAUUAAUUAUAUUAUAUAUAUUAUUAGGAAUGCUUGUGUCUGUACACGGGAAUGGUAAUGCCAGUUACUAUUAUAACAUGACUGUAAGAUAAUUGUUUUAGAUAACUAUCAUUAUACAUAAUAAAUUUAUUUGUCUAUUUAAUAA